GAGCAAUAAUGAAGUUACAUCUACUGCCACUUUUGGUUUUGGUCCUCCUUAGCCUGGCUGAAGGAAGACGAAAGAAGAGGGAAAUCGAAAUUUGGGUACGACCAGAUCAGCCACCAGAUAGCUGUCCAUAUGGAAACUGUCCUUAUGGACAAACUUAAACUGUUCUACGGCCUGUUUUAAAAAACAAUUUUAAAUAUUGUCGAUUUCAUUGAAAUUGUUUCGAUGAAACAAUAAAAGUACUGCUGGCCAUUGCUUUAUUUAA
Molecule: messenger RNA, 262 nt
Organism: Drosophila suzukii
Lineage: Eukaryota; Metazoa; Arthropoda; Insecta; Diptera; Drosophilidae
Source: RefSeq, a predicted model, not a curated record